AUUUGUUUUUUCUUCACUCUGAAAUACUAAGGAUCUGAGGCACCUGACCUGAGCAAUGCAGAAGCUAAAUAUCGUUACAGAUGUAUGCAUUACGUAAUUAGACACCUUAGUUAGGAAUGGACGGUGGAUGCAUUUGUACAAUAACCUGUAAUUUUGGUUGAUUGCAGCAUGAAACUCUUGCUUCAAAGGAAUGAAAACUCCUGGUAUUGAAGAAACCAUGAAAAUCAAUCAUUCUCGCGAUAAAACAGAAGAUGUACAUGAGGAAAAAGGUUUCUUAGAACUGCAGCAAUGCUAGCCAGCACCUUCUUAAAAGGUCAAUCAUUCUAGCCAUCUCCUGUAAACAGACUUGGAGCAAUCUCAACAAUGGCUGCUCUUGCCAUUUACACUCUUUUCACCCUCUAUUUCAUCUUGUUUCCAUCAAUUUUCACCCUCAGUCGUGGAGUUUUCUAUGAGGAGUUAGCUGAAGGCAUAGCUAUAAAGCGUGAAGAAAAGACCACGCACCUACACUUCUACUUCCAUGAUAUAGUUGCUGGAAAGAAUGCUACUGCUAUAAGAAUUGCUGGACCCCCAGAUAGUAGCCUUACUAACUUCGGCAAUACAAUGAUGAUAGAUGAUCCAUUGACAGAAGGGCCUGAACUUACUUCCAAGCUGAUCGGAAGAGCUCAGGGAAUGUAUGCCAUGGCAGCACAGAAUGAUUUCUUAUUGCUAAUGGUUUUGAAUUAUGCAUUUACAGAAGGUGAAUAUAAUGGAAGCAGCAUCAGUAUCCUGGGGAGGAACCAUGUUCUUGAUGACAUGAGAGAAAUGCCAAUUGUUGGAGGGAGUGGGGCUUUUAAGCUUGCUCAUGGCUAUGCGUUGGCACAUACAAUUCAUAUGGACAUAGAGGCAGCUACUGUUGAAUAUGAUGUCUAUGUUACACAUUACUAAUGACACUAUCAUACUCCCUUUCUUUUUU
Ricinus communis (castor bean) is the source of this 952-nucleotide messenger RNA. RefSeq names its product dirigent protein 1. NCBI's taxonomy places the organism in Eukaryota, Viridiplantae, Streptophyta, Magnoliopsida, Malpighiales, Euphorbiaceae. The record is from RefSeq and is a predicted model, not a curated record. The transcript has a single exon. The coding region runs from base 364 to 924 and encodes 186 amino acids.